Messenger RNA from Fragaria vesca subsp. vesca, 4042 nucleotides. RefSeq lists its product as uncharacterized. NCBI's taxonomy places the organism in Eukaryota, Viridiplantae, Streptophyta, Magnoliopsida, Rosales, Rosaceae. The record is from RefSeq and is a predicted model, not a curated record. Gene Ontology annotation, molecular function: ATP binding; protein binding; ATP hydrolysis activity. The transcript has 27 exons. The coding region runs from base 1 to 3714 and encodes 1237 amino acids. Gene Ontology annotation, cellular component: mitochondrial outer membrane.
AUGGUUGAGACCAGACGCAGUUCCUCUUCCAAACGCGCCCUAUCCGCCUCUCCUCCCCCCAAUCCCAAACGCUCAAAGGCGUCUGAUGCUUCGUCGUCCAACAACGGCGUCCGGAGCGGGACUCCGGCGGAGCCUCUGGGUCCGAUAAAGGAAUCUGAGUCUCAAUCGCCGGACCUUGAGCUGCGAUCCCCUGAUCCGCAGACAGCUGACUCCUUGAAGGCCGUUAACGGCUCUGAUGCGGCGGAGAGGGCCCCUGAUGACGUGGCGGAAGCAGAAGCCGCCGCCGCCUUGGAGUCGCCGAAGCCUUUGAGUGACACUGCAGUGCGUUCUGGGUUGAAGAGGAAUAAGAAAGUUCCGAAGAGGAGUGCGAAAUCGAAUCAGAAACUGGCGUGGGGACAGCUUCUUUCCCAGUGCUCUAAGAACCCGCAUCAGUUUCUUUGUGAUACUUUCACUGUUGGUCAAGGUCGUGAGUGCAAUUUAUGUCUUAAAGAUCCAUCCGUUAGUACUACACUCUGUAAACUUAAGCCGGGUGAAGGUUCGUCAACUGCAGAAAUGGAAAUUACAGGGGCGAAGGGUUAUGUUCUGGUCAAUGGAAAGAUUUAUCAACAAGAUUCGAAGGUUAUUCUAAUUGGAGGCGAUGAGGUUGUUUUCGGUUCAUCCGGGAAACAUGCAUAUAUUUUCAUGCAGCUGACUAAUGGUAACAUAGCUAAUCAAGGCAUUUCUUCAAUUAGCAUAUUAGAAACCCAGAGCGCUCCAGUUAAUGGAUUACAUAUUGAGGCAAGAUCAAGGGACCCCUCGGUUGAUGGGGCAUCUAUAUUAGCAUCUAUGUCAAAUGUGCCAAAUAACUUAUCACUACUUCCAGCAUCUGCUAAAGCUGGUGGUGAUCUGCAACAAGAUGCCGAUAUACCUUCUACUCCUUCUGGUUGUGGAGGGUCAGAUGAUCGUACUCCAGACACUGAGAUGAAGGAUAGUACUAACAUCAAUGAUGGUGACAAAGAUAUUGUUUCAUACCCCGACACUGCCAACGAAAACCCCAAUCUCGAUAGCCUUGCAUUGGACAUGGAUACUGAAACGGGAAAGUCCUCUGGGGCUAGGUGGCCUCUCCUCCGAAUGUUGGGUUCUGGUGCCAAAUUUGACUUCAGUGGCAGCAUUUCAAAGAUUCUUAAUGAACCGAGAGAAAUUAGAGAACUCCUUCAGGAUUUUGAUCCUCCAAUUUUGCUGUCAACUAGACGACAAGCAUUUAGAGAUAAACUGCAACAAGGAAUUCUAAAUCCUAAUGAUAUUGAAGUCACAUUUGAAAGUUUCCCAUACUACCUAAGUGACACAACCAAAAAUGUUCUUAUCGCUUCCAUCCACAUUCAUUUGAAGUGUAAUAAGUUUGCGAAGUAUGCCUCAGAUCUCCCAACUGGAAGCCCACGGAUACUAUUAUCUGGUCCUGCAGGAUCGGAGAUAUAUCAGGAAACUUUGGCAAAGGCACUUGCAAAACAUUUUGGUGCUAAACUGCUAAUUGUCGAAUCUCUUGUUAUGCCUGGUGGACAAGCAUCCCAGAAUACUGAGUCUGCUAAAGAAGCAGCUAGGGCUGAAAGAGUUAACAUGUUCAGUAAACGAGCUGCACAUGCUGCUGGAUUAAGGCAUAAGAAACCAACCUCCAGUGUUGACGCUGAAAUGACAGGCGGAUCCACCCUAAGCUCGCAAGCUCUGCCAAAGCAGGAAACAUCCACUGCAUCUUCCAAAGGCAUUACAUUUAAACAAGGUGAUAAGGUGAAAUUUAUCGGUACUGCUGGGCUUCCUUAUGCAGUGAAUCCUAUGCCUAAUCUAAGGGGACCACAAUAUGGGUACAAAGGCAAAGUUGUUCUUCCUUUCGAAGAGAAUGGGUCGUCUAAAAUUGGUGUUAGAUUUGAGAAAGCGAUACCAGAUGGCAAUGAUCUUGGUGGCCAUUGCGAAGAAGAUCGUGGUUUUUUCUGUUCAGCUAAUCAUUUAAUGCGCAUGGAUGUUUCGGGAGGUGAUGAUAUUGACAAGCUUGCCAUUAAUGAGCUUCUUGAGGUUGCAUCAAAUGAGAGUAAAAGUAUGCCUCUAAUAUUGUUCAUGAAAGAUGUGGAGAAGGCAAUGGUAGGUAAUUCAGAUGCAUUUAUUCACUUCAAGAGUAAGCUUGAAAGUUUGCCAGAGAAUGUCGUUAUAAUUGGCUCCCAUACUCAGUUGGACAAUCGUAAGGAAAAGUCCCACCCCGGUGGUCUUCUGUUUACAAAGUUCGGUUUCAGCCAAACAGCUUUGCUUGAUCUUGCUUUUCCGGAUAACCUUGGUAGACUGCAAGAUAGGAGCAAAGAAACCCCUAAAUCAUUGAAGAAUCUUACUCGGAUUUUUCCGAACAAGGUGACAAUACAGCUGCCUCAGGAUGAAGCUUUACUUUCAGACUGGAAGCAGCAGUUAGAUCGUGAUGUUGAAACUCUGAAAGCAGUGUCAAAUAUUGUUAGCAUUCGUGCAGUUCUUAACCGAAUUAAUCUGGAUUGCCCCGACCUUGAAAGUCUGUGCGUUAAGGAUCCUACCCUUACAACUGAAAGUGUUGAGAAAGUAAUAGGCUGGGCUUUGAGUUAUCACUCUAUGCAUUGUUCUGAGGCUGAAGUUAAAGACGGAAAACUUGUCAUUUGUACUGAAAGUCUUAAAUAUGGACUGAACAUCCUACAGGGCAUUCAGAGUGAGAACAAAAGCACAAAAAAGUCCCUAAAGGAUGUGGUCACUGGAAAUGAGUUUGAGAAGAAGCUUCUUGCUGAUGUCAUUCCACCAAGCGACAUUGGUGUCACUUUUGAUGACAUUGGGGCCUUGGAAAAUGUGAAGGACACACUGAAGGAGUUGGUGAUGCUUCCGCUUCAGAGGCCUGAACUGUUUAGCAAAGGACAGCUGACUAAGCCUUGCAAAGGAAUCUUGUUGUUUGGUCCUCCUGGUACUGGGAAAACUAUGCUUGCAAAGGCUGUUGCAACUGAAGCUGGUGCAAACUUUAUUAACAUAUCAAUGUCAAGUAUUACUUCAAAGUGGUUUGGGGAAGGAGAGAAGUAUGUUAAAGCAGUGUUCUCUUUAGCUAGUAAAAUUGCUCCUAGUGUUGUAUUUGUUGACGAGGUUGACAGCAUGUUAGGAAGACGUGAGAAUCCUGGGGAACAUGAGGCUAUGCGUAAAAUGAAAAAUGAGUUCAUGGUGAAUUGGGAUGGUCUACGUACAAAGGAUAAAGAACGUGUAUUGGUACUCGCUGCUACUAACAGGCCUUUUGACCUUGAUGAGGCUGUUAUUAGGAGGCUUCCAAGGAGGUUGAUGGUUAACUUGCCAGAUGCUCCAAACAGAGAAAAGAUACUGAGAGUUAUAUUAGCCAAAGAAGAUUUAGAACCUGACGUUGAUUUGGAAGGUGUUGCGAGCAUGACGGAUGGGUAUUCUGGAAGUGACCUAAAGAACCUUUGUGUUACCGCAGCUCACCGUCCCAUCAGGGAAAUCUUAGAAAAAGAAAAGAAGGAGCGAAGUUUUGCUUUGGAGGAGAACAGACCUGUACCGUCCUUGUAUUGCAGUGCUGACAUUCGCCCUUUAAAGAUGGAGGAUUUUAAACAUGCGCAUGAACAGGUCUGUGCAAGUGUGUCAUCUGAGUCGACAAAUAUGAAUGAGCUUCUCCAAUGGAAUGACUUGUACGGAGAAGGUGGAUCAAGAAAGAAGAAAGCGCUGAGCUAUUUUAUGUAGAGUAGGUAUUAUUUUUGUAUAGAAGUCCUUGUUAUGUUCAUUCUUCCUUAUCCAGCUAAAAGCCGCGGCGAUACAGUAAUCCUUGGCAAUCCCUUAGAAGGUUUCUGUCCCCCAUUUGUAUGAUAGAUAUAGGUUUUUCUCCUUUCCCCCCCUUUACAUUGGAUUACAUAAUCUUUAUAUAGGAAAUUCCAUAAUCAGAUUAUCUAACUAGCCUUUGUCAUUUCUCUUGGGCCUUUUGCCCUGUACAUACUAAUGAAAUUAAUGUACAAUCUUUUUGCCAUUCUAUCAAAGCUUCAAAGCUUAUGAAAUAUGAACACCGAAUAUUCAC